AAGAUAAAAUAUUACAAUAGCACUGGUUACUGGUUUACGCAAAAAAACAUAAAAUAAAAACAUUAAAAUAAUAUUUCCGUCCCCGUACUAAAUUAAUAUGGUUCGAGUAACAGCGAUUCUUGCUCGCGUUCCUAUGAUAAAAUUUCGUAAAGGUCGCGCUGGAGCAUCUGCUGGUGCGUGUCCCAUGUCUACUCCUAAAGUUGCCCAAUCAGCUGCUCAACCACAACCACAGCAAAGCCAGCCAGCAGCAGCAAUGAGUACUGGAGCGAUUCCAGAUAUUGAUCUUCCAGCUCGCUAUCAAAGACAACCACUGUCACAGGAAGAAAUUGACCAUAUCAACGGCGGUGGAAUCGUUUAGUUCCUUCAUCUAACCUAUUGUAGAUACUAUUUCAAAAUGUAGACCUUUUAAAUAUUCUUUAAAUUAUUUUAGUUAAGAGUUUUUAUUACAAGUUGUUUCAAUAUUAUCCCAAUGCUGGUGUGAACUGCAAAGCAUUCAAGUAAUUGUUAUUAAUUUAUUAUUCUUAUUAGUUUUAUUACACUUUAGAGAUACUAAAUGUAGUUCACUUUGUCAAAAAUUACAGAAAGAUCCUUCAUUAAAACCAGAGCCUAAACCUCCUCAAGCAUUGGCAGUUAUCAGGAUACCACAUGGUGUCCUUGUGGAGGCAGGCAAGAAACAGAGACAAGUUAUGUCCUUGAAUAUUGUACUUCAGAAAACAGGAAAAUAAAUGUAACAUGAUAUUAGUCUCCCAAAAUCAAAAAGGUAUAUAAUUGUUGCACAUAUUUUUAUAUAAAAAAAUAUAAAGUGCCUUUACAGAUU
Messenger RNA from Diatraea saccharalis (sugarcane borer), 817 nucleotides. The record is from the annotation of a GenBank genome assembly. NCBI's taxonomy places the organism in Eukaryota, Metazoa, Arthropoda, Insecta, Lepidoptera, Crambidae.